Messenger RNA from Fusarium verticillioides 7600, 342 nucleotides. RefSeq lists its product as hypothetical. The record is from RefSeq and is a predicted model, not a curated record. The coding region runs from base 1 to 342 and encodes 113 amino acids. The transcript has 2 exons. NCBI's taxonomy places the organism in Eukaryota, Fungi, Ascomycota, Sordariomycetes, Hypocreales, Nectriaceae.
AUGACGUCUUUUAAACUCCGUCAAUUUAUAUCAGCCCUCUUUCUUCUUUUUGCCUUUGGAUUAGCCGCGCCUGUUGACGCACACGGCUCACUUCAGUCUCGUCAAACCGUCUGCCGCACUGGAUUCGGCUGCUUAGGCUUCGGUAUUUCUGGCUGGAACUCAUUUUUGCUCGACAUCCCCGCUGCCUCUGAUCCUCACACUCAUCACGCUACCUCGACGGGACAAGUGACGCAAGCAGGCAUCUGGAACAGGUCAGAUGGCGGGGCUCUCUUCUGGAUUAGUGUUGUUGAGGGCUACAGACCACCACCUGGCCAACGUGUUGAGACCUGCGGUCAAGAUUGA